AAAUAUAUUCAUAACUUCUCUCCAUAUUUACAAUAUAUACAACAUUUCUCCUCAGUACUUACUAUAGCACGAGAAUAAAUAAUGGCGUCGAGUUGCAAAAGCUUGAUUUUGCUGCUCUGUGCAAUUGUUCUAUUGUUCUCACAAACACAGCUUCUAGUCACAGCUGCUAAAGACUCUGGGCAAGCCAACAUAAACUUCAUCAAAACCAAAUGCCGCACCACUACAUACCCUUCACUUUGCCUUAAAACACUAAUUCCCUAUGCGUCUUCUGUGAAAGCCAAUUCCACAAAGCUUUGCAAAGAAGCCCUUAACGUAGCCACAAAAGGCGCACGCGACUCCUCUAUCAUUGUCUCAAAUUUAAAAAAACAGAACGGAAUUUCCCGAUAUGAAGCUGCAGCAAUUAAAGACUGCAUAGAAGAUGUAAAGGAUGCAAUGUACGAACUCAAGCGGGCUUUUGAGGCAAUGGGACGUCUAGGUGAUAAAGAUAAGGAAUUUCAGUUGGCUAAUGCUAAAACGUAUGCAAGUGCUGCUAUAACAGACGCGGACUCAUGCACCGAUGGGUUCUCUGACUACCGUAAGGUAAAUCAGAAAGUGCAGGAUGCGAUAAAUAGAAGUAUGGCUGUUAUUAUAAGACUUGGCAGCAACGCCUUGUCACUCAUUAACCAUCUUUAAGAAUACUGAUCAAUUGUAUUGAAAAAGUGAUGUCCAUCAUAUAUUGCCAUAAUUAACAUUGAUUUUUAAUUUUGUGUAACAAAUCCAAACGUAGAAAUAGCAACAAACCACUUUCA
This is a messenger RNA of Solanum dulcamara, 788 nucleotides long. RefSeq names its product pectinesterase inhibitor 4-like. Gene Ontology annotation, biological process: negative regulation of catalytic activity. Gene Ontology annotation, molecular function: enzyme inhibitor activity. Lineage: Eukaryota; Viridiplantae; Streptophyta; Magnoliopsida; Solanales; Solanaceae. The coding region runs from base 82 to 672 and encodes 196 amino acids. The record is from RefSeq and is a predicted model, not a curated record. The transcript has a single exon.